Messenger RNA from Sander lucioperca (pikeperch), 1223 nucleotides. RefSeq lists its product as uncharacterized. The transcript has 4 exons. The coding region runs from base 138 to 1013 and encodes 291 amino acids. NCBI's taxonomy places the organism in Eukaryota, Metazoa, Chordata, Actinopteri, Perciformes, Percidae. The record is from RefSeq and is a predicted model, not a curated record.
AGAACUCCCUUUAUUCGAAAUGGGAGGAUCUCAAAUUGAGGCAUUAUAAAUGUGAGCCGAGUUCAACAUUUAGGCAGUAUUUGUUGCUGGAAGAAGCAAGCCAAGCAGCCAGAACCUUUUAAGACAACAACAGCAAGAUGUUCGAUACAGACGUUGUACUUGAAGCUUUGAGCGCGAUCUGCCAUGACGGAGUAACUUCAGCUCAAAGACGAAGAUCAGAAGAUGGACCGACAGGCAGCGUUCCUGACGGAGCAGCCCAGCUUCUCCAUCCACUGCAGAUGCUGCAGAUGUCCAUGACGGAGCCAACCAUCCAUGACCUCAUCCCUAUAGCCCUGUGUGGUGAUACAACCUGUCUCAGCUGCUCGGCUGCAGUCUCCUCAGAGUACCAAGUUGUGCAGCAGUUUUCCUGCUUGUUGGACUUAUCAGAAGACAUCCGUGAAGCUAAUAAAGGAGGUAUUACCAUCGAGCCCAAUUACCAAUGGUCCAAGGAACACUUGGACCCGAAAUUCAACUAUGACUUCACCAAUUUGAGAGACACUGAGGAAUAUUACAGAGGUGGGGAGAAGUACAAACGCCCGUGUGGUUGGCAGCGUUUUGCCCUCAAGGUCCUGAAUGAGUUUGGUGACAACACCUGGCUGGGAAACCCAGGCCGCAGCACCAAGUCAGUGCCGGGGGAGUGGCCUGUGUCCUACCAUGGGACACAAGAGAAAUUUGUGAAAGCCAUCAUCGAAGAAAGCUACAAGAAAGGCACCCGUGAGGCUUAUGGCCCGGGGAUUUAUUCUACUCCAAACAUCGACGAAGCAGAGAGAUACGCCCAUAAAUUCACCUCCAAGAGCACGGGCAAGAAGUACAAAGCGGUUCUGCAGAAUCGCAUCAACCCCAAGAUCCGGAAGAUUUGUGCCCGCGAAGACUACUGGCUGGUUCCCAUUGAUGAAGGAACAUCAAAGGAAAAGGAAAAGGAGAUAGUCAACAAGGCCAUCCGUCCUUAUGGCCUUCUGUUGAAAGAGAUGUGAUCACUUAUUUGUUUCCUUGACGUUUCACCCUGUUUUUAUAGCAUCAAAAAACAAAUAGAAAUAGUGAUCAGAUGCAGCACACUCUCUAUGAAUAUAAUAAUGCCUCAUUUGCAUGUAUAGAUGAAUAUCUUCCUGCACUGAAAUUCCUUCUUCCUUUGUUCCAUUCUUCAAUAAGCCAUACUACAUUUAAUAAACAGAAUUUUAAACAAA